AAAGCCUCACAACUCUUCAUUUAAAUGUAGAAUUAGGUCGUCAACGUGCCGAGUAAUAGAUGAAUCUGGAUAGAUGAACUGACACGUAAACUAUAAAGGGAAACAUGAAGACUUAGCAAAGGCUAAAUGCCGCAGAAUAGACCUGAGUCACACAGACUUUGGGAUUUGUAGUCUCCACAUUUGGAGCAGUUUACCAUUAAUCAGUCCCAUAAUACGGAGGAGUGUUGCAGCCAUGGCAGGCAAGGGUCGAGGAGUAGCUGCCUUUACGUUCAACAUCGAUGCUCUGGGCAUCGGCAGGGGCAGCAUGCCAGAAGCCAGGGUGGGGCCCAGUCCGCUGUUUCCAAACACUGACUAUAAGCCAGUGCCGCUGAAGGCUGGAGAGGAUGAGGACUACAUGCUGGCCUUAAAACAAGAGAUGAGGGGAACGAUGCAGCGGCUACCACACAACAUUAAGCCUCUGUCCAACAAAGCAGAUGUUGAGAAGUACACAGAGAUAUACCUGAAACAGAAGCAGAUUAUUGAUGACGAGUGGACUCCAGACUGGAACCUCUUCCCAAAAGAACUGAUGCCCCAAAAGAAAAAACUUUGUGCUAAACCAGCCACGAAGAAGAAAACUGUGAAGAUAUCACGCAAAGAAAGCGAGGAGAUGUUGACUAAAUUAGAUGAACUAGCAAAGAAAGAUGACGGGAACCCUGAAAAAUCGGAUGAUGAGACUGAAAAGAAAAAAGGCAACGAGGAGGAGGAAGAGUUAGAAGAAGAAGAAUAUGAAGAAGAGGAUAUUGAAGAGGAGAACGACUACAUUGACAGCUAUUUUGACAAUGGUGACGAUUUUGCUGCAGGCAGUGAUGACAAUAUGGACGGUGAAGCGACAUACUGAGAGUCGGUCAACAAGAGCUGUGACUUCUAAUCGUGAAAUACUGUUGAUAAGCUGGGAAUACUUUGUGUUUUUUUUUUUUUGCUUUGUUUCGUUUGAUUUUGAGAGGCGAGCGUGUCUUGAAGAGUUAUGUAAAUAAUACAAGCCAAACUUUGUGCAUACUGGCAAUAAUUUAUUCAAAAUAGAUGUAUUUAUUUUCCAACCCUUUAGCUGUGUUGCGAAAGGUUGAAAGGCACAUAUUGUCAACAAAACGUUAUUCUUUUCCAUGACGUAUCAAGUGGACAAAGUGGUCAAAUAAAAGGGCUAUAACAAAGUCUAAAGCUUCA
Messenger RNA from Labrus mixtus (cuckoo wrasse), 1200 nucleotides. RefSeq names its product polymerase (RNA) III (DNA directed) polypeptide G (gene polr3g). Bases 233 to 877 code for a protein of 214 amino acids. The transcript is spliced from 8 exons. Gene Ontology annotation, cellular component: RNA polymerase III complex. Gene Ontology annotation, biological process: transcription by RNA polymerase III. Lineage: Eukaryota; Metazoa; Chordata; Actinopteri; Labriformes; Labridae. The record is from RefSeq and is a predicted model, not a curated record.